This is a messenger RNA of Panicum virgatum (switchgrass), 1556 nucleotides long. RefSeq names its product sulfite oxidase-like. Gene Ontology annotation, cellular component: mitochondrion. Gene Ontology annotation, molecular function: oxidoreductase activity; molybdenum ion binding. The transcript is spliced from 12 exons. The record is from RefSeq and is a predicted model, not a curated record. Bases 93 to 1286 code for a protein of 397 amino acids. NCBI's taxonomy places the organism in Eukaryota, Viridiplantae, Streptophyta, Magnoliopsida, Poales, Poaceae.
CGUCUCGUCUUCCCCGUCAUUUUGCGGAUCAGCGAACCCAAACGAACAGGGACAGGGAGCGAGCUCGGACCUCGGAGGCCACGCGCGACGAGAUGCCGGGGCUCACGGCGCCGUCCGACUACGCGGAGGAGCCGCCGCGCCACCCGGCCCUCAGGAUCAACUCCAAGGAGCCGUUUAAUGCUGAGCCUCACCGGUCGGCACUAGUCACAUCUUACAUUACCCCGGUGGAUUUCUUCUACAAGAGGAAUCAUGGACCCAUUCCAAAAGUCGAGGACCUCUCAAGAUACAGUGUUUACAUUUCUGGUCUUGUCAACAAGCCUAUUCAGCUGUCCAUGGCUGACAUUUGGGCUCUUCCAAAGUACAAUGUCACUGCAACUUUACAGUGUGCUGGAAACAGGAGAACUGCAAUGAGUAAGGUACGGAAAGUGAGAGGUGUUGGUUGGGACAUAUCUGCUCUUGGAAAUGCAACUUGGGGAGGAGCAAAACUAUCUGAUGUCCUUGAGUUAGUUGGAAUACCCAAACUCAGUUCGGUUACAUCUUUAGGAGGGAAGCAUGUUGAGUUUGUUAGUGUUGACAAGUGUAAAGAGGAAAAAGGUGGUCCUUAUACUGCAUCUAUUCCAUUAAAGCAGGCAACAGAUCCUGAUGCUGAUGUAUUACUUGCAUAUGAAAUGAAUGGAGAGGUCCUCAAUCGUGACCAUGGAUACCCACUCCGUGUUGUUGUUCCUGGUGUUAUUGGUGCACGAUCUGUAAAAUGGCUGGACAGUAUCAAUAUAAUCGAGGAAGAAUGUCAGGGUUUUUUUACGCAAAAAGAUUACAAAAUGUUUCCACCAACCGUGGACUGGGACAAUAUUAACUGGUCAACUAGAAGGCCACAGAUGGAUUUUCCUGUACAGUCUGCUAUCUGUACACUUGAAGAUGUGGAUGUUAUUAAGGAAGGAAAGGCCAGGAUUGCUGGAUAUGCACUUUCAGGUGGUGGCCGUGGUAUUGAGAGAGUGGAUAUAUCUGUUGAUGGGGGUAAAACCUGGGUUGAGGCUCGCAGAUAUCAGAAAGACAACGUGCCAUAUGUAUCUGAUGGACCUCAGAGUGAUAAGUGGGCUUGGGUUCUCUUCGAGGCUACAUUAGACAUACCAGCAAAUGCUGAGAUAGUAGCAAAGGCGGUGGACUCAGCUGCGAAUGUCCAACCUGAAAAAGUGGAAGACAUAUGGAACCUGAGAGGAAUCCUCAACACAUCUUGGCAUCGGAUCAAAAUACAGAGUUCGUCAUGCAUUGGAAGAUCUAAGCUGUGAAAUAAGCAUGUCUGAAAUCGUGGAGCAAUUAUGGUGGUGAUCCUUACGAAGUGUUACCAUUGUACCAAAAUAAUAACAAGUGUCAUUUCAGCUUUCAGUGUUUCUCGCAUCGGACUGUAACAUACGUGAUGGGGCUGUGUCGUAUGGAAUUGGAGUUUGACUGUGACAGUAUGAAUCAUGUACCGGCAGCAGCAGCUGACCCCCCGCCCAAAUACGGAUAAAUGCAGAUGUUUGGUAUGUGAUAUCAAGAAAAUGUCAUUGUAUUCUGCA